Messenger RNA from Diaporthe amygdali, 957 nucleotides. RefSeq lists its product as uncharacterized. Gene Ontology annotation, biological process: macroautophagy. The record is from RefSeq and is a predicted model, not a curated record. Gene Ontology annotation, cellular component: fungal-type vacuole membrane. The transcript has 3 exons. Bases 1 to 957 code for a protein of 318 amino acids. NCBI's taxonomy places the organism in Eukaryota, Fungi, Ascomycota, Sordariomycetes, Diaporthales, Diaporthaceae.
AUGAGACUUUCCUCUGCAACCAUAACUCUGGCGCUCACCGCCUGUGCAAAUGCCCAGGACUUGGUUGCAGCUUUACAGGCGGACCCUGAUUUGAGUGCCGUCUUGAGCGCCAUCUCUGCUGUCCCUGGUCUUGCGGACCAGCUCGAUGCCGCUGAAGGCAUCACGAUCUUUGCUCCAGUCAACGCCGCGUUUGAGGCUGUCGACCCGGCUAGUCAAGCUGGGCAGGCAAUCAGUAACAGCGACAUCGAUGGCAUCGCCUCGGUACUGUCCUACCACGUGUUGCCAAAGACUAUCCCUAGCUCUGCGAUCACAGCUACGCCUCAGUUUGUGCCGACUCUUCUCACCCCUGAAAACGUGAUCGGGGGUGCUGCGGCAACACUUGUAACCCCUGCGCAGAACCUAGGUGCCCAGCUCAACGGAUCCAGUGUAAUCCUCCGCUCUGGAAAUCUCGCAACUUCAACUGUUACUCAAGCUGACAUUGUCGUUGGAGGGGCAACAAUUCACAAGAUUGACUCGGUCCUCACCCUUCCCACCAACGCCUCCACCACAGCUAUUGCUGCAGGGCUCACCAGCAUCGCAGACGCUCUGACCAGCGCCGGGGAAGUCGAAUUCUUCGACAGCGAGCCGGACGUCACUAUCUUCAUUCCUUCUAAUGCCGCAUUCGCGGCCAUUGCCGACACGGUGGCCGAUCUAACCACGGAGCAGCUGCAGGAAGUGCUUCUAAAGCAUAUUGUCUUAGGAUCGGUUGUAUACUCUCCCAGUAUCCCCGCUGGUGAUACUGUUGUCGAGAGUGCUCUUGGCGAGCACAAUACUUGGACAAAUACCGAUGGUGUUAUCACUAUCAACGACGCAACUGUGAUCGCUGCCGAUAUUCUGCUGUCAAAUGGCGUCGGGCACUUGAUCGACAGCGUGCUUAUUCCAGAUGCCUUUAGUUCCGCCGGGGGCGGCUGCGACUAA